AUGAAAAUAUGGAAUGAGAGUGAAAAGGUUGAGAAGCGUUUCAGAAGGGUAGCAGCAACUGGCAUGGAUCUUGAAUGUAGGAAUUGGAGGGAACUAAAUCAUUUGAUAUUUGGUCCUGCAACAGCAGUAGCUUCAAUGCAAGAUGAAGAAACUGCCUAA
This is a messenger RNA of Dovyalis caffra, 159 nucleotides long. NCBI's taxonomy places the organism in Eukaryota, Viridiplantae, Streptophyta, Magnoliopsida, Malpighiales, Salicaceae. The record is from the annotation of a GenBank genome assembly.